CCUAGGGGCUGUAACUCUGUAGACAAACAUUAACUUUGGGAUAGACACUGUUUAUUUAUGUUCUACUCCUUCCAUUUUUACUGCAUCUACCAUUUGAUCAACAUGAAAUCAUCUCUGACUCUGCUGUGUCUGGUGGUAUGGGUGAAUGUGGAUGCUUCAUCAGCUCAGACUGGUUGGAACCAACAUCCAGUACCUCCAACAGGAAGAGAGGCAAGAACCAUUCAUCCGCCAGCUCAGGGACAAGCUACACUAUUCACAGGGCUCCCGAGUGGCGCAGCAGUCUAAGAGUACUGUGGUAAGCCUGAGGGUGCAGGGAGGAGAAUGCCGCUGAUUCCUGAUCGAGAGCGUUAUGAAAAUGGGGACCAAGUAGAGUAUGGAUGUCUUGCAACUUGUAAGAACGGAGAGUGGGAUAAGACCAUCAAGGGCAAAGAUUACUGUAGUAAACCUGAGGGUGCAGACACCAGAAUGCUGCUGAUUCCUGACCGAGAGAGAUAUGAAAAUGGAGACAAAAUAGAUUAUGGAUGCCUUAGCGGCCCAAACACAGGCUCAAGAGGAAAAGCAACUUGCAAGAACGGAGAGUGGAGUAAUACAAUCGAGUGCCAAGUGACCUGUCCCCCAGCCCCUCCUAUUAAUAAUGGAGAUCACACUGUCAAAGAGAGAGAUGGUGAAGGCGUUAUUACAGAGGUUUCCUACCAAUGUAACUUGGAUUAUACACUGAGUUUCACAGGCAGCAUCAGAUGUCUGAAUGGAGAAUGGCAGACCCCACCAAAGUGCCUACGGCCUUGUGAGGUUCACACUUUUGAUGCAGAGUACCAUCUACAGGAUUUACCCCAAAUAAUGUACAUGGAACACGGUGAAAAAAAGACUCUUCGGUGCAAACAUGGAUAUUACCAUAAACAUGCACCUGAAAGCAAUACAGCAGAAAUUGAAGUGGAGUGUAAUGAUGGAGAGAUAAACUAUCCAUUUCCAAAAUGCAUUGCAAGCUGUCCUGAUCCUCCUCGUAUUACUAAUGGAGAUUUCACCAAGGAAAAGAGAGAUGUUGAAGGUGUUGUUACAGAGGUGUCCUAUCAAUGCAGUAGACAGUAUACACUGAGUUUCACAGGCAGCAUCAGAUGUCAGAAUGGAAAAUGGCCGAGACCUCCAAAGUGUUUACGGCCUUGUGAGAUUUCCACUUUUGAUGCAGAGUACAAUCUACAGAAUUUAGCCAAGAAAGAGAAUAUUGCGCACGGUGAAAAAAAGACUCUCCAUUGCAAAGAGGGAUAUUACCAUGAAUACAAACGUUUUGUACGGAAUAUAGAAAAAAUUGAGGUGAAGUGUGAUGAUGGAGCGAUACAGUAUGGAGAACACAUACCUAUAUGUAGCCGUCUUGUUAUUCAUAGGUUAGAUGAUGAACAUAAUGGAGUCAUGAUGUUCCCUCCAUCAAAUUCAAGAAUCUUUACAAAGCCGCCUUUAUAUGCAAGGAGACGACUCAUUUGCUUUUGUGGUGUCUUUGUCGCUUGUUUAAUUUAGGUUUAGAAAAAAUGUGAGCCAGCCAGUAAUGACGUGUAGUGUCUUUUUCAACAUUUGACAUUUUAUCAUCAUUGUAAAAAAAUAACAUUAUCUUUCAAAUCAUAUCAGUCUCAGCUUCACUAUAAUAACAUUACAGCUAUCUAAAGCUAGACUAAAAUGGUACAUMUGUUGUAUUAGUACAAAGUGAUGUGAUUGUGUGAAUAUCCUUCUAUCAAGUUUAUAAAUUGCCUGGCUGGGCUGAUGAGACAGUGGAUUGCACAGUCAGUUGGAACAGAGUAAAUAGGAUU
Molecule: messenger RNA, 1796 nt
Organism: Salvelinus sp. IW2-2015
Lineage: Eukaryota; Metazoa; Chordata; Actinopteri; Salmoniformes; Salmonidae
Source: RefSeq, a predicted model, not a curated record